This is a messenger RNA of Branchiostoma belcheri (Belcher's lancelet), 1844 nucleotides long. RefSeq names its product arylsulfatase B-like. The transcript has 9 exons. NCBI's taxonomy places the organism in Eukaryota, Metazoa, Chordata, Leptocardii, Amphioxiformes, Branchiostomatidae. Bases 63 to 1667 code for a protein of 534 amino acids. The record is from RefSeq and is a predicted model, not a curated record.
GAUCUACAAAUGUCAGAUGUUAAUAUGUAGGUAGGUAGUAGGGAGAGAUUGAAAGAACUACAAUGGCAGUAAAGCUCCACAAAGGAUUUCCACUUUUAAAUAUUCGCACUGCUUUUGUUUCAUUAAUCAUUGUUGUGCUGAUGAUGUUAUGGCGAACGACAGGACAUUAUGACAGCUAUUUCAGGCGUUAUACGUCAAAAGAAAGCGCCAGAAUCUAUAUUCCAAGACAUCCAACAAAAGGCAAACCAAACAUAAUUUUCAUACUGGCUGAUGACUACGGGUGGGACGACAUCGGCUAUCACAACUUAUUUAUACGCACGCCAAACCUUGACAGCCUGGCAUCAGAGGGAGUUAAGUUGGAGAACUACUAUGUCCAACCUAUAUGUAGUCCGUCAAGGGAGCAACUAAUGACAGGCAGGUAUCAGAUUCACUAUGGGCUACAACACGGCGUGAUCAGAAACGACCGUCCUCAUGGUCUUCCACUGGAUGAAGUGACCUUACCGCAACAAUUAAAAAAGAACGGAUACUCGACAUACAUGGUUGGCAAAUGGCAUCUAGGGUUCUGCAAAAAAGAAUACAUGCCGUUACACAGAGGGUUUGAUAAAUUCUAUGGUUUUUUAACAGGCAGUGAAGAUUACUGGACACACCGCAGACCCACAAACAAAAAAGGGUAUCGUGGCUUAGACCUAAGAGAUCAGGAUACGCCUGUUCUGGAUCAAAAUGGCACAUACUCAACACACUUGUUCGCCCAAAAGGCAGCUGAGAUGAUCAAAAAGCAUGAGCAGACAAAGCCUAUGUUCCUGUACUUGUCAUUUCAAGCGGUUCAUGGGCCACUCCAGGUGCCCGAGGAAUAUUUGAAGAAUUACAUGGAUGUAAGGGACCCCAUUAUGCGAACGUAUGCAGCACAGGUGACAGCAAUGGAUGAAGCUGUUGGGAAUGUUACAGACGCCUUAAAAAGUGGUGGACUUUGGGACAAUACUGUACUUAUAUUUUCAACAGAUAAUGGUGCCAGGGAACUUGCAGGAAGUAACUGGCCGCUGAGAGGUUGGAAGAACACCCUGUGGGAGGGAGGAGUACGAGCUGUCGGUUUUGUCAACAGCAACCUGUUGGAGGAAAAGGGGAGAAUCAGUGAUGCUCUUAUCCAUAUCUCAGAUUGGUUUCCUACUUUACUUCGCAUUUCCAACGGAUCUACAUCUGGUACCAAGCCUCUGGAUGGAUUUGAUGUCUGGGAUGCUAUAAGCAUUGGCAAGACGUCACCAAGAAAGGAAUUGCUUCAUAACAUUGACCCGUUUUACGAUGCACAGAUGAUUUCGUAUUCAGCUAUGCCUCAUGAUAACAUUAUCAACACAUCCGUGUAUGCUGCCAUUCGAUCUGCGGACUGGAAGUUACUGACAGGAUACCAGGGAGCUGGCUGGAUGCGUCGACGUCCAACCUACGAUGGUUUUGAAGAGUCGGCAGAUCCACCCGACAAGCACCUCUGGUUGUUUAACAUUCGCAGUGACCCACAGGAGCGAACAGAUCUGUCAAAAAUACACCCUGAUAUUGUGCAAGACCUGCUGGAGAAGCUUGCGAGAUACAACAAAACAGCUGUACCCAUAUUUUGGCCAGAUCCUGAUCGAAGGGUCAAUCCUCAAUUACACGGGGAUGUUUUUGGACCUUGGUUGUAAAAGACGAUAAAAAGAUACUUUAAUACGUUGUCCAAAUACACAAGAGAAAUGCAAUAGCAUAACAUAAAAUGAUAUAAGAUAUGCUUUAGUACCAUCGUUACAGUGCUGUAAUAGAGCACGUUAACCCUCUUUAGAUGGGGAAGGGGGGGGGGGGGGUGAGGCCCACUACAACUUUCA